This is a messenger RNA of Populus euphratica (Euphrates poplar), 459 nucleotides long. Its product is annotated as eukaryotic translation initiation factor NCBP-like. Gene Ontology annotation, biological process: translational initiation. Gene Ontology annotation, cellular component: eukaryotic translation initiation factor 4F complex. The record is from RefSeq and is a predicted model, not a curated record. The transcript is spliced from 6 exons. NCBI's taxonomy places the organism in Eukaryota, Viridiplantae, Streptophyta, Magnoliopsida, Malpighiales, Salicaceae. The annotation marks the transcript as partial. Gene Ontology annotation, molecular function: translation initiation factor activity; RNA 7-methylguanosine cap binding.
AAAGAAGCUGAAGAAUGCCAAGCUCUUGAACUCAAAGCCAGUUUGCACCCUCUUAUGCACAAGUUUGUAUUUUGGUGCCCUCGUCGAACACAGACAUCUUAUGAGGACAACAUAAAGAAAAUCAUUGAGUUCAGUUCCCAUUACUGUAUUCCUGUCGAAGGUUUUUAGGUCUGCAAUUGCCACUUGGCUUGACCUUCUCUAUUGCCUACUAGCCCUACUGAUCUUCAUCUUUUCAAGCAAGGAAUCCGCCCUCUAUGGGAGGACUCUGCUAACUGCAAUGGUGGCGAGUGGAUAAUGAGAUUCAAGAAGAUUGUCUCCGGUCGCUUUUGGGACGAUCUGGUUCUUGCCCUGGUAGGUGAUCAACUUGAUUACAGUGAUGACAUAUGCGGUGCAGUGCCUCGUGAAAGGAGUGAUGGCGUUAAGAGGUGCAUUCAAAUUCAAAAGUCACUUAAGCUUUGA